Messenger RNA from Colius striatus (speckled mousebird), 929 nucleotides. RefSeq names its product chondrolectin (gene CHODL). Gene Ontology annotation, cellular component: cytoplasm. Gene Ontology annotation, biological process: positive regulation of axonogenesis. The record is from RefSeq and is a predicted model, not a curated record. Bases 1 to 882 code for a protein of 293 amino acids. The transcript has 7 exons. Lineage: Eukaryota; Metazoa; Chordata; Aves; Coliiformes; Coliidae.
AUGGGGUGCGGAGGCGGGCUGGGGCUGACGGCGAUACUGGCGGCCGCCGUUCUGUGCGGGGCCGGGGGGCUGGCCGGCCGCGUCCUCAGCGGUCAAAAGGUGUGCUAUGGAGACUUCAAGCAUUCUUGUUACAAGUUAGCUUAUUUCCAGGACUUGUCUAGACGUGUGGGCUUUCAGGAGGCCCGCCAAGCUUGUGAAAUUGAUGGCGGAGCUUUACUGAGCUUGGAAAGUGAAGCUGAGCAGCAACUAAUAGAAAACAUGUUGCAAAACCUCACUAAAUCAGGCUCCGGGAUUUCUGAUGGUGACUUCUGGAUUGGGUUGUGGAGAAGUGGCGAUGGACUAUCCACCUCAAGUGCUUGCCCUAACCUCUACCAGUGGGCCGAUGGAAGUAUUUCACCAUUCAGAAAUUGGUAUACAGAUGAGCCUUCCUGUGGAAGUGAAGCCUGUGUUGUGAUGUAUCAUCAGCCAACUGCAAACCCUGGUCUGGGAGGGCCGUAUCUUUAUCAAUGGAAUGAUGAUAGAUGCAACAUGAAGCACAAUUUUAUCUGCAAGUACAGCCCAGAUAAUGUCUUAGAAAAAGCAUUAGGAGACAGAGCGGAGCAAGAUUACGAUACUUUUCCUACAGUACCAGCAGGAAAUACUUAUGACACAAGUAAACCAGAAGAUCAAUAUCAUGUUAUUGCUACUGAAACAGGUAUAAUUCCAAAUCUAAUUUAUGUCGUAAUACCCACUAUACCACUACUGCUGUUGAUACUAGUGGCUUUUGGGACUUGCUGUUUCCAGAUGCUUCAUAAAAGUAAAGGAAGAACAAAAACCAGCCCAAACCAGUCCACACUAUGGAUUUCAAAGACGCCUAGGAAGGACAGUAGCAUGGAGGUAUAAUGAUUUACUGACUGAAAACAAAGCAAAAAUAACUUUUUGUGGUCAAG